AUGAGUAAAGCUGAAGAGGCUAUUGUGAGGUACAUCCAACAACAGACAUAUUCCAAGGAAUACAAGGCCUUACAGCAAAGCACGGCUGUGCAGGGAGAUGCAGCAAUUCAAGUAGCCAAUUCCAGUCCGCUUUCCAAAUUGAAUGUCCAGUUUACAGACGGAGGCCUAAUAUGUGUUGGAGGAAGGCUUCAAAAUUCGCCUCUGGACGAGCAGACAAAACAUCCAGUUAUCCUGCCACCAAAGCAUCAUGUUGUGAAACUCUUGAUACAACAUUAUCACUCCUUGUCCGGGCACUCAGGAAAGGAACACGUGCUUUCGCUGCUGAGGGAAAGGUACUGGAUACUCAAGGGAAGGCAAGCAGUACGGCAAGUAUUACACAACUGCUUUACAUGUAGAAGACUACGUGCCAGUCCAGUGGAACAGAAAAUGGCUGAUUUGCCAUCAGAUAGAGUGUUACCUAGCAAACCUCCCUUCAGCUACGUUGGAGUCGAUGUAUUUGGACCAUACAUGAUAAAGCAAGGAAGAAAUUUGGUAAAAAGAUAUGGAUGUAUCUUUACCUGUUUGAUUAUUAGAGCUGUUCACAUAGAAGUACUACAUUCAUUAGAGACAGAUUCAUUUUUGAAUGCACUCAACAGAUUUAUUUCCCGCCGUGGUCAACCAGAGAUUAUCAGGUCGGACAAUGGCACCAACUUUGUGGGUGCUGAACGUGAAUUGAGAGAAGGACUGAAGCGGUGGAACCAACAAAGAAUCCAGGGUCGCCUACUUCAAGAAGGAAUAGACUGGAAGUUUAACCCACCCACUGCUUCUCAUAUGGGUGGAGCUUGGGAAAGACAAAUUAGAACGACAAAGAAGGUCUUGAGUGCCGUGGUCAAACAGCAGACACUUACCGAUGAAGGUUUAUUGACUCUUAUGUGUCUGGUAGAGUCAAUUGUAAAUGGACGUCCAGUAACCACUGUCUCCGACGAUGCCCGAGAUGCUGAGCCCCUUACACCCAACCAUUUGUUGCUCCUGAGGUCAAAUAAUCCCCUUCCGCCUGAUGUAUUUCAGAAGCAGGACUUGUAUGGACGUCGGCGCUGGAAACAAAUCCAAUACUUAGCAGAUGUUUUCUGGCGGCGGUGGGUAAAGGAGUAUUUGCCUACCCUACAGCAACGUCAAAAGUGGCAAAAACCAACAAGAAAUCUGGUUGAAGGUGAUAUUGUAUUGAUAAUGGAUGAUCAACCUAGGAACAAGUGGCUAAUGGGAAGGGUGACAGAGACCUUCCCUGGUAAGGACAAGCUCGUCAGAUCUGUAAAGGUAAAGCACAGCAGUGGGACCCUAGAACGACCUGUUCAAAAAUUAUGCCUUUUGGAGGCAACCGGAUUAAAUGUUUAA
Molecule: messenger RNA, 1371 nt
Organism: Lytechinus pictus (painted urchin)
Lineage: Eukaryota; Metazoa; Echinodermata; Echinoidea; Temnopleuroida; Toxopneustidae
Exons: 1
Coding region: 1-1371 (456 amino acids)
Biological process (GO): DNA integration
Molecular function (GO): nucleic acid binding
Source: RefSeq, a predicted model, not a curated record